Geodia barretti is the source of this 1053-nucleotide messenger RNA. The record is from the annotation of a GenBank genome assembly. NCBI's taxonomy places the organism in Eukaryota, Metazoa, Porifera, Demospongiae, Tetractinellida, Geodiidae.
AUGCUGAUCUACCAGGGCGCGGCGGCCUUCGAACUGUGGACCGGAAAGAAAGCCCCCGUAGACGUGAUGUACCGAGCCGCUCAGCAGGCGCUUGAUAGUGGACGAGACCUCAUGGGACCGAACAUCUAUCUGACCGGGUUCUCCGGCAGCGGCAAAUCGACCGUCGGUAAACAGGUCGCCGCCAUGACCGGCUGGACCUAUCGCGACACCGACGACGAGAUCGUCGCAGCCACCGGUCGCGCCAUCGAGGAUAUCUUCUGCGAAGACGGCGAGGCGGCGUUCAGGAAGCUCGAAAGAAGUGUCUUGGAAUCGGUCUCCCAGGGUGAACGGCAGGACUCCGACCCGUUGCGUCGCAUCAUCAGCCUCAAGGCCGAGCGACAGCCGCUGUACGCCCUCGCCCACUGGACUAUCCAUACCGAUGAGUUGUCCGUGACCGAGGUGGCUUCCGAGGUCGUGAGAGCACGCGAUAUCUGCUCGAACCGGGCGAGUUCGACGGAGUCCUAUGACGCCGACCUUGCGGCAACGGUGCGCACGUCCUCCGGGGACUACCCCGUAUGGGUGGCUGGGGACUCUCCCACUCGGUGGCUUGCCGAGCGGAAGGCCGAGCGGGCCACCUCAUCGUCGCGGUCGGCGGCGGAGUCGUGGCGACGUGGCCGGGUACGCGGCGGCGACCUAUCUGCGCGGUAUGCCGGUCGUGCAGGCCCCGACCACGCUCGUGGCGAUGAUGGACGCUGCCGCGGCGGCAAGACCGCCGUCGACCUGCCGCAGGGCAAGAACCUCGUCGGGGCGUUCAAGCAGCCGGAGUUCGUUCUCGCGGACGUGGAGGCGCUUUCCACCCUACCCGAGCGCGCCCUCGUUUCAGGUUGGGCGGAGGCUAUCAAGCACGCGCUGAUCCUGGACGAACCGCUGCUCAGAGUCUUUGAAGAGAACGUCGACGCAAUAGCAGCGUUGGAACCGGAGACGGCGAGCGACGCGCUCCGCCGGAGCGUCGCCAUCAAAGCCGACGUGGUAUCGCGCGAUGAGCGGGAGACGCUUGGCAUUCGCGCGUGCUGA